GAUACCUGGCGUGGUCGGCCAAGUGGUAAAGCAGGCACUUCUACUCGCCCGCUCAAUCUUCCUCGCCGUCAUUUCUGCCUGAAGCACGAUCGACAUGGGGAAUUUUGUAGUGAAAACCGCAUCGAUGAACUCAUCCGUCCCAGAGCUUUACUGAAUCGCGACCGAGUUGGAGAUCCUGUUUUUAACAUGCCUAUUGUAGUUGCUGCAGGACUAUCAACGGAUUCUCUGCGCAUAUGUCUGGAAUCGCUUAUGGAACAGGAAGGUUUAAAUACGCAAAUGAUCAUAGUUGUGUAUGACAAGGAAUAUCCGGAAAAUGCCGAGCUUUCUUCCCUUUUUCAUGUGAAGUCUCUGCCCGUUAACGCAUCGAAUGGAUAUAACUCUCUUAUAUUGUCGGCACUUUCCGCCGCAUUCGCAGUUUUUCCAUCCGCAACUUCCGUCGCUGUCAUUGAAGAAGAUAUCCGACUAUCACCUGAUUGGCUGCUCUACCUCUCCCAAACAUUACCUGUUCUUUUGGCUGAUAAUUCACUUGAUGUCGUGCAAACAUUCAAUCCAAAUGGCUUCAUAGACACAAGCGGAGACCAGUCACUGGUUUACAGGAUUGCGUUCCAGCCCCCGUUGUAUUCAUAUGUUAUAACGAGAAAGAAAUAUGAACAGGAAAUAAAGUAUAGUUCAGAAUGCUGCAAGAAACCCGGCCAGUGGUUAAUGACGUCGUCGUCGUCACUCGUACCCGACGUGUCUCGCGUCUUUGUGGCUCAUUCCAGUCUUGGUGAUCCUAAGUGGUCCAAUGCCUUGUUUGUCAGACCAAGGAGUGUUAGCCAGGAAAAUACAGUACUGAGUCGUGAUUUCCGAACCGAAACGGCAUACGAUACUUCUAUGACAUCGCAAAUAGCUGCAGCACCAAAAAUACCACUGAAUGCUGUUGAAUGUGGAGCAUGGAAACAGCAGAUGGCUGAUAUUUCUUCCACGUCUAACAGUACAUCGGUCGUCAUCACAUGUGGAUCUGAAAUGAGCGAUGUCGCUGUGCGAGCCGUUGCGUCUCGUUGCUUUGGGCUAUACUUUGAUCAGCAUUUCGCCACUGGCGUAUACAAACGGGUCAUCAGGUUCGUUUCGAAUUCUACUAAUGUGUUCAUUGUGCCCAAACAACUGCUAGCAACGAGCGGUUCGUCUUUCUUCAGAACUGCAGCGAACAGUUCCCUUUUAAUAUAG
Messenger RNA from Ostertagia ostertagi, 1206 nucleotides. Lineage: Eukaryota; Metazoa; Nematoda; Chromadorea; Rhabditida; Trichostrongylidae. The record is from the annotation of a GenBank genome assembly.